CAAAGGAUCCGCGAACCAACUGGGGACCCAGAUGAUCCUCCAAGAAUUCCCCAGAAUCCAGUCAUCAAUGGGAACGUGGCUAUGGCGGAUGGACACAACAACACAGAGGAGGACAUGGAGGAUGACACAAGCUGGCGCUCAGAAGCCACUUUCCGCUUUGUGGUGGAGCGCUUUAGCAGGCUGAGUGAGUCUGUUCUCAGCCCACCCUGUUUUGUGAGAAAUCUUCCCUGGAAGAUCAUGGUGAUGCCACGCUUUUACCCAGACAGACCUCACCAGAAGAGCGUUGGAUUCUUCCUCCAGUGCAAUGCUGAGUCAGACUCUACGUCCUGGUCAUGUCAUGCUCAAGCCAUGCUCAAAAUAAUCAACUACAAAGAUGAUGAGAAAUCCUUUAGCCGCCGCAUUAGUCACCUGUUCUUCCACAAGGAAAACGACUGGGGCUUUUCCAACUUCAUGUCAUGGAGUGAUGUGACUGAUCCAGAACGGGGCUUUGUUGAGGAUGAUAAGGUCACUUUCGAGGUCUAUGUUCAAGCUGAUGCGCCUCACGGUGUGGCCUGGGAUUCAAAGAAACACACUGGUUACGUGGGGUUGAAGAAUCAAGGAGCCACGUGUUACAUGAACAGCUUACUACAGACUCUCUUCUUCACAAACCAGCUUCGACGGGCGGUUUAUAUGAUGCCUACUGAGGGAGAUGAUUCCUCUAAAAGCGUUCCCCUCGCCCUGCAGAGGGUGUUCUAUGAGCUCCAACACAGUGAUAAGCCUGUUGGGACAAAGAAGCUGACUAAGUCUUUUGGAUGGGAGACUCUAGACAGUUUCAUGCAGCAUGAUGUACAGGAACUGUGCCGAGUGCUGUUGGACAAUGUGGAGAACAAGAUGAAAGGAACUUGUGUGGAAGGCACAAUCCCAAAACUCUUCAGAGGCAAGAUGGUGUCCUACAUCCAGUGUAAGCAUGUGGACUAUCGGUCAGAAAGAAUAGAGGAUUACUACGACAUCCAACUCAGCAUAAAAGGAAAGAAAAACAUCUUUGAGUCAUUCAAGGAUUAUGUGGCAGUGGAACAGCUGGAUGGGGAUAACAAAUAUGAUGCAGGGGAACAUGGUCUACAGGAAGCAGAGAAGGGUGUAAAGUUCCUGACCUUCCCUCCUAUUCUGCACCUACAGCUCAUGAGGUUCAUGUACGACCCUCAGACUGACCAAAAUAUUAAGAUAAAUGACAGGUUUGAAUUCCCGGAGCAGUUACCUCUGGAUGAGUUUCUGCAGAAGCCAGAUGUUAAAGACCCAGCCAACUACAUUCUCCACGCCGUCUUGGUGCACAGCGGAGACAACCACGGUGGUCACUACGUCGUCUACCUUAAUCCUAAAGGAGACGGCAAAGUGAGUGUCACCGCACCAAUAUGGUGUAAAUUUGAUGAUGACGUUGUUUCACGGUGCACUAAAGAAGAGGCCACUGAGCACAAUUACGGUGGUCACGAUGACGACUUGUCAGUGCGUCACUGCACCAACGCUUACAUGUUGGUGUACAUCAGAGAGUCUAAGCUCAGUGAGGUCUUGCAGCCGGUCACUGAUGUGGAUAUUCCUCAGCAGCUGGUUGAGAGGCUGCAGGAGGAGAAGAGGGUGGAAGCCCAGAAGAGAAAAGAAAGGCAGGAGGCUCACCUUUACAUGCAAGUACAGAUGGUGACAGAAGACCAGUUCUGUGGGCAUCAGGGCAAUGACAUGUAUGAUGAAGAGAAAGUAAAAUACACAGUGUUCAAAGUUCUGAAGAGCUCCACUCUGGCUGAGUUUGUUCAGAACCUCUCACAGACCAUGGGUUUCCCACAGGACCAGAUGAGACUGUGGCCAAUGCAGGCCAGAAGCAACGGCACUAAACGGCCAGCCAUGUUAGACUAUGAAGCAGAUUGCAACAAGUCUAUGAUCGACUUGAGCGAUAACGAGAACCCAUGGACAAUAUUUCUGGAAACUGUAGAUCCAGAAAUGGCCGCCAGCGGUGCAACGUUACCCAAGUUCGACAAAGACCAUGAUGUUAUGUUAUUCUUGAAGAUGUAUGAUCCAAAAACCAGAAGCUUAAAUUAUUGUGGACAUAUCUACACACCUAUAUCCUGUAAAAUACGAGGCUUGCUGCCCAUUAUGUGUGAAAGAGCAGGGUUUCAGCAGGGAACUAGCCUUAUCCUCUAUGAGGAAGUUAAACCGAAUUUAACGGAGCGAAUACAAGACUAUGACGUCUCCCUGGACAAGGCUCUGGAUGAGCUGAUGGACGGAGACAUAAUUGUGUUCCAGAAGGAUGAUCCUGAAAAUGAAACCAGUGAGCUGCCUACUGCAAAAGACUACUUCAGAGACCUGUACCACCGUGUGGAUGUCAUCUUCUGUGACAAGACCAUUCACAAUGACCCAGGCUUUGUUGUGACACUGUCGAACCGAAUGAACUACUUCCAGGUGGCAAAGACUGUUGCACAGAGGUUAAACACUGACCCCAUGCUCCUACAGUUCUUCAAGUCACAGGGGUACAGAGAUGGCCCUGGCAACCCACUCAGGCACAACUAUGAAGGCACUCUCAGAGACCUGCUGCAGUUUUUCAAGCCCCGGCAGCCUAAGAAGCUCUACUACCAGCAGCUCAAGAUGAAGAUCACAGACUUUGAGAACAGGAGGAGUUUCAAAGCCAUUUGGCUCAACAGUAUGUUUCGAGAGGAGGAGAUCACACUAUACCCUGACAAGCAUGGCUGUGUUCGGGACCUUCUGGAGGAAUGUAAAAAGGCAGUGGAGCUGUCUGACAAAGGCUCCGAGAAGCUGAGGCUGUUAGAAAUUGUCAGCUACAAAAUCAUUGGGGUUCACCAGGAAGAUGAAUUGCUAGAAUGUUUAUCUCCAGCAGCCAGUCGAACAUUCAGAAUAGAGGAAAUCCCUCUCGACCAGGUGGACCUGGACAAGGAGAAUGAAAUGCUGAUUCCAGUUGCACAUUUCCACAAGGAAGUCUUUGGCACAUUCGGAAUUCCCUUUUUGCUCAAGAUCCGUCAGGGGGAACCCUUCAGAGAAGUGAUGAAGAGAAUUCAGAGCAUGCUUGACAUUCAGGAGAAAGAGUUUGAAAAGUUCAAGUUUGCAAUCGUGAUGAUGGGCCGGCAUCAGUAUAUCAACGAGGAAGACUACGAGGUGAAUCUGAAAGACUUUGAGCCACAGCCAGGGAACAUGUCGCACCCGAGGCCUUGGUUAGGGCUCGACCACUUCAACAAAGCUCCAAAGAGAGGUCGCUACACGUAUCUGGAAAAAGCGAUCAAGAUUCACAACUGACAAGCCCACACUGUAACCGACCAUACUAAAGACUUUAACCAAACCUCUUGUGUGCACCACGUUUAACACCUGCUGUCUGGGUACACAGUCUUCAGCUAAUGGAGCGACUGCUGAUGCUCCUGUUUUCCUUUUGAGGCUGUUCGAUUUGGCUUCUCUAACUAUUGACUGCCUGUUUGUCUGGAAGAAUGAAUUGGAUUUUAACAAGAAAGGGGGAACAGUAUGUCCUAGACUUUUGUUUAGAUUUUUAUUUUUUGUUUGUUUGGUUUUCUUUUUAAGUUCGUUUUUUUUUUUUUUUAAUUGUUACGGCAAGAAAGCUGCUGCAUUGUGAGGUGGAGGCGAUGGAAAGAGGAGUUUUGUCAUUUCCAGACGAUUAAAAGGGUUCCUCCAUCCUUCAACAACAACAAAAAAAAGCUUUUGCUAGUUGCCCUGACAUGGUUGUCUAUUUUCUGGUCCCUUAGUGCAACUAGUCCAUUUUCAUGUUUACACGAUUCUACUUUCACACUUAAGUUUGGUUGGAGAAAUUCAGUUUGUCUUCUCUGGAAAUCCUGUAUAAUAAAGAGCCACAGCAUCCGUUUUAAAAUAAAUAAAAAUGAAAUAAAUUGUCUGUACUUCAUCUUGCACGUUGGCACUUAAUAUCCAAGGUUUUACAUUUCUCAGCACUGUUAAAUGUAAUCUUGGCUGGAGUUUGAUUUGCAUAUCCCUUUGGUUUGUAUCCCCCAUUCUUUAGCUCCUCUGUCACUGGCUGCGGGAUUAUUCUGAUGUGGAGGGAGGCGUCGAUUGCUGACGGCUCCAGAUUUGUUGUACUGUUUGUUGGCACGAGGUUGCAGACGUAUAGAAGACUGGUUCGGGACUUUAAGAAACCAGCAUUAAUGAACCAAUACCAUUGUUUUUUUUCUUUAAGCACCGAAGGAAUGCUCCCUAGUGCAUAGUUGGCUUUGUAAAAUCAAUUACAAUUGUAUAUUUAAAGAAUGAACAUGUAAAAUUAAAAACGCCGAAUUGUUGGGUACAGAUCAAUUCAGAUGUUCAUAUUCAUUUGUGUGUAGUUUUAUUUCGGAUCCUGACAGUUUCAUUUGGUCUUUACUUUUUUUUUUUUCCUUAACUAAUUGCCGCCGGUUUGUCUCGUUUAAGUGCAGUACAAAGAAAACCUGCAGAUCACAUCUUUCAUUUUUGAUUUUUGUUUUCUUCUCUCUUCAGUCUAAUUCCUCCGUGUAGCAGCAGUGUAUGACAACUCUUCCUGUAUAUUGCCUUUUUGCUGGAAAAUGUAUGUUGAAUAAAAUUUUCUAUAAAAGCU
Molecule: messenger RNA, 4561 nt
Organism: Carassius auratus (goldfish)
Lineage: Eukaryota; Metazoa; Chordata; Actinopteri; Cypriniformes; Cyprinidae
Gene: usp7
Product: ubiquitin specific peptidase 7 (herpes virus-associated)
Exons: 31
Coding region: 82-3270 (1062 amino acids)
Biological process (GO): protein deubiquitination; regulation of protein stability
Cellular component (GO): cytosol; nucleus
Molecular function (GO): cysteine-type deubiquitinase activity; protein binding
Source: RefSeq, a predicted model, not a curated record